AUGGCUAAACACAAUCAUUUAAGUUUUUGCAACAGAUUCGCCAAUAAGUCCAACCCAAUAUAUUUUUCGAGCUGGAACAGCCUUUCGCUCAAUUUGCCUUCUGGAAAGGAAUUCAGACCGUACAUGUGUUCCUCCAUGUUCAAAGCUACCACUCAACGUUUGGUACAUGAUAUUUGCUCAUCUGGAAAAUUGACCAGUAGUCAAUUCGCCUUAGUGUAUGUGUCUUCUAAAUUAUCUUCAGCCUCAUUGGUACGUGCGGGUUUUAUGGGCUACCUCAUCGGAUAUUUGUGUACAGAGUCCAUUAAACAAGAAUUUUUACCCCCAUCCUACCUUCCCGUUUUCACCAUGAAUCAUUCUUAUCGAAAACAUAUUCUCUCAUCAUGGAGAUCUAAGUUUGUGAGCCGUAAUCCAGAAUGUAUAAUUCGUGGUAUUGAAGAUCUGUUUACCACACUACCUAAGCUCUCGUUUACUGACAGCAACUCUAUAGCCACUUAUACGAAUAUUUUUCUCAAUACAGAUGGCAAUCUAUCAAAUUCCAGUGUACGUAUUCCUAAUGAGAAUCAAAAUAUUAGCUACAAUCAACUUAGUCUUGCUAAUGUUCUUGUAGACGGAUAUGGUUUCCUUGUCCAUGGAAUAAUGGUGAUAAAUGAAAAGGCAUAUAAUUGUUCUAAUAUAAUUAAAGACAACAUUCUAUGUAGUAACUAUCUUGGAGCAAGUACUGAUGUUAUUCUCCGGCCUAUCGCACCAUUAUCAACUUCUUCAUUUACUACAAUCCAUAGCUUAGAUAUUCGUAAUGUUCAUCAAGCUGUAAUCAUGGGUUAUCUUCUAGCAUUUUUAUCAUCCAAUAUUAACAAUACACCAACAAGUCAAUUAUCCAUAUCAACUAAUUGUCCAUCAAUAGAAACUUUAGUAAAAUGGACUAAUCAAUCAACUAAUCGUUGGACAACUUAUUUAAGUUAUCAAAUGUUUGAAAAUCAAUCCAAUAUUACGUUCUCUUUUCUUCCUGUGAAAUCUAAUCAUUUAACAAAUAUAUCAGCCCCAAUAAAAACUAUACAUAGUAAUAAUAAUAAUAAUGAUUCGUCAGAUAUUAUUCAAAUACGUGUAGAAUCUUCACAAUUGUUUUCAAUUUAUAAAUGUUUCAAUUCUAAAAAUCACGAACAUAUUAGUACUGUACAGUUUUUACUGGCUCGAUGUUUGUUUACAUGCAUGUAUCAUCUGUUAAAGGACAGAACUGAAAAUUCAUAUCGAUUAAAGCCCGUUACCCUAAAAGGGAAAAAAAGUUUUUCAUUUACAUCCUUGGAAUUAACAACCAGAAAACGAUAUUUAAAGAAAAUGCUAAUCAAAUUUCUACUUUACUGUUUGUUGUUGUCUGUCAAACUACAGUUACAUAUUGUAAACUUACAUCCAACAAUUCUUGCAGAUGGGAGCAUAAUUCGUCAUAGAACUAAACGAUGGGCCUUUUAUGAAAUACAUAAAUGUGGUCGUAUUAAAGGAUAUAGUUGUUUAGAACAUCGUCAUUGUUAUGAACGUUACCUGCGUCGUGAUAUGGUUUGUUUUGAAGUUUAUCCAUGCUUAAGUUCAUGUAUAUUUAUUGCUCAGCUUCACGAUGCUGAAAAAUUAAAUGAACAAAUUAAAAAAUUAUUAUUAGACGGUAUACCAGUCAAUAAUCAUAACGAUCCGAUUAAUUAUGUACGAGAACAAACGGCAAAAUUAUUGAAAGAAUUAAAUUUAACUCUACCAUUGCAUAAUCAACCAAAAGUCUCAGUGCUAUCAUCACCAUCACCACCAUCAUCAUCAUCAUCAGCAGCAGCAGCAUGA
This is a messenger RNA of Schistosoma curassoni, 1818 nucleotides long. Lineage: Eukaryota; Metazoa; Platyhelminthes; Trematoda; Strigeidida; Schistosomatidae. The record is from the annotation of a GenBank genome assembly.